This is a messenger RNA of Branchiostoma floridae (Florida lancelet), 1944 nucleotides long. RefSeq names its product GDP-fucose protein O-fucosyltransferase 2-like. The coding region runs from base 35 to 1363 and encodes 442 amino acids. Lineage: Eukaryota; Metazoa; Chordata; Leptocardii; Amphioxiformes; Branchiostomatidae. Gene Ontology annotation, biological process: protein O-linked glycosylation via fucose. The transcript has 8 exons. The record is from RefSeq and is a predicted model, not a curated record. Gene Ontology annotation, molecular function: peptide-O-fucosyltransferase activity.
GCUCUGAUUGGUCAAAUGUUGACUCCUAAACAAGAUGGCGGCGGAUAGGUGCCGGAGGGUCGUCUGCCUUGCACUUUUCCUCAUUUUCUUCGGUUUUCCCGCCUUUAUUGGCGGCAAUGACGACAUAGACCAACAGAUCUUCCAGCCAGGAAUUCAAGGAACACUGAACGUUGGCGUAGCAAAGCCUAGAAGAUACCUACUGUACGAUAUUAACCCAGGAGAGGGCUUCAACCUGCGGAGAGAUGUCUACAUGAGAGUGGCUAACUUGGUGAAGAAGCUGCAGGAUCACGGGUCCUGGGUUCUAGUCCUGCCGCCGUGGGGCCGCCUAUACCACUGGAAGUCCAGCACGGAGAAACAACAGACUAAAAUCCCCUGGUCAGCUUUCUUUGACCUGGAGAGCUUAAACAGACAUAUUCCUGUUAUCGAGUUUGAAGAUUACAUAAAAGAAACUGGUUCAGCAGAGAUGGACGAGAUGUGGUACCUACAGAGUUACAAGGACGGAUUCUUCAAGACGGGGAAAUGGGAGGAAAAGGUGGACGAACGCGACUGUAACGAUCCUCCCGUUUAUCACCCCGACCAGAGUGGACAUUACCGCGGCUGGUUCUGGGGAUACGACGAGGCGUAUGUCUUGAAGUUCAAGUGUGUGUCGGCGCAGGCCAAUGCUGGUCUGAUGGUCAAACCUCUCACAGAAAAUACUACAGCAAGGUCUGUUAUGAUCAACAGAGCAGAGGUUCUUCUACAUGAUGCUUAUGGACAGACAGACUACUGGGCUGCCCGGAGAAGCAUGCGUUUCUCCAAGGAGUUGCGGUUUGUUGGGAACGAAUUCCGGAGGAAACAUCUGAACUCCACAGACAAGGACGACAAGACCAUCAUGUGGGAAGACUGGAGAACAUUCAAGCCAGCAGUAGGGACAGCUAAAGGUGGUCCUUACUUAGCUGUCCACCUGCGCAGAGGAGACUUUGCCCGCAGCCACAGUAAGAACGUCCCCAGUCUGCAGGGGGCCGCCAAACAAAUCAGGCAGAUCAAGAAGGAACAAAAACUCAAGAAAGUCUACUUGGCAACAGACGCUAAUGACCAAGAAGUAAAAGAGCUGCAGAAGAUGGUGAAAGGUAUAGUGAGGUUCAAGCCCUCUAAAGAGGAACUGAAUAAGAUGAAGGAUGGAGGAAUUGCCAUCAUUGACCAGUGGAUAUGUUCACAUGCAAGGUAUUUUGUAGGAACAGCUCUCUCCACCUUUUCCUUCCGUAUCCAUGAAGAACGCACAAUCUUGGGCUUCGAACCCAAAACCACCUACAACCGACUAUGUGCCGACAACCAGAGUGCUGAAGAGUGUGAGCAGCCUUCUGCUUGGCCAGUGGUUUAUUAACGACAAAUAUUUUAUUGCUAUAGUUAUCAUAUUAGGAAAGAAUGGACUUUUGUAAUAGCAGUUUCUUUAGAAUAUCCGGGGGUAUAUUUUCCCUGGUGGUCAAACCUUUAUAUCAUAUGUUUAUUUCAUAGUGGUGCUUAACAGGGGUUGUUCUGAACAGAUUAAAACCAACAAGUUCAAGUGAUUUUGUCACAACUUAUUCAACAGAAUGCCAAACCUGUAUACAUGCAAAUGCAAUAAAGACCAAUUAUCUAGCAUUUGUAUAUUUAAAAAAUGCCGUAUCAGAAAUUUACUGUAUUAUGUAAAGUCAUUUUUGGAAAAUGAUUCCCCUGUCCAACAUUGCAUUUUAUAUUUAUUGUUUUGAUUGGUGUUUGAUACGGUAUGUGCAGUAUUUUCUUGUUAUUGUCCUGUAUUUUAAAGGUUAUAUUUGCAAUACUACUCGCUAAUGAAAUGGAAAUGUCUUCAGCCUGAGUUCCGACAAUAUUUAUAAUAUUUAGAUAUUACUUCAUCACCAUAGUUACUCAUAGUGUAAACAAAGGCACAUUUGUUCAAUGCAAUAAAGUUUUGAUAACAAAAUGAAA